AGGGGUUAUCGUCCUCUUCCCGCAAACCCUAAAACCUUUGAAUCACUAGAUCCACAACCGUCCACAAAGCCCUCGAUCUUUCUCGUGCAACCAAGAAGCGUAGCCCUAGUUUUCUCUCUUCAGCGUCUCUUGCCAGUUUGCUUUCUCUUUUUCCCUCUAGUUUCGCUCUAUCCUUGUUGGUCACUAUGGCAGCUAUGCUGCAACCUCAGAUCAUUCUACUGAAGGAAGGGACAGACACAUCGCAAGGGAAGGCUCAGUUGGUGAGCAACAUAAGUGCGUGUACGGUGGUAGCGGAUGUAGUGAGAACAACCCUAGGUCCGAGGGGUAUGGACAAGCUCAUUCACGAUGACAAGGGAAACACCACCAUUUCCAACGAUGGUGCUACCAUUAUGAAGCUUCUUGACAUUGUUCAUCCGGCCGCUAAGAUCCUCGUUGAUAUUGCCAAGUCCCAAGACUCCGAGGUUGGUGAUGGAACUACUACUGUGGUUCUGCUUGCAGGCGAGUUUUUAAAGGAGGCAAAGCCUUUUAUUGAGGAUGGGGUCCACCCCCAAAAUUUAAUUCGGAGUUAUCGGACUGCAUCUUAUUUGGCAAUCGAGAAGAUCAAAGAACUUGCUGUUAGCAUAGAGGGGAAAAGUCUAGAAGAAAAGAAAAGCUUAUUAGCUAAAUGUGCUGCUACAACGCUGUCUUCAAAGCUCAUUGGUGGAGAAAAGGAGUUCUUUGCAUCUAUGGUUGUAGAUUCUGUCAUUGCAAUUGGAAAUGAUGAUAGGCUAAAUAUGAUUGGAAUCAAGAAGGUUCCAGGCGGUACCAUGCGGGACUCUUUUCUUGUAAAUGGUGUUGCCUUUAAAAAGACAUUUUCAUAUGCGGGGUUUGAACAGCAACCAAAGAAAUUUCUAAAUCCCAAGAUACUCCUCCUAAAUAUUGAAUUGGAACUGAAAUCAGAGAAGGAAAAUGCAGAGAUAAGACUUUCAGAUCCACUACAAUAUCAGUCGAUAGUUGAUGCAGAGUGGAAUAUCAUUUAUGACAAGUUGGAUAAAUGUGUGCAGAGUGGGGCUAAAAUUGUUCUUUCACGGCUGGCUAUUGGUGAUCUAGCCACACAGUAUUUUGCAGAUCGAGAUAUUUUCUGUGCUGGUCGUGUAACCGAAGAGGAUCUGCAACGAGUGGCUGCUGCUACUGGUGGAACUGUACAGACGACUGUUAACAACAUCAUUGAUGAGGUUCUUGGCUCUUGUGAGCUUUUUGAGGAAAGACAAGUUGGAAAUGAGCGCUUUAAUAUAUUUAGUGGAUGCCCAUCAGGUCAAACGGCCACUAUUGUUCUUCGUGGUGGAGCUGAUCAGUUCAUUGAGGAAGCUGAGAGGAGUUUACAUGAUGCAAUUAUGAUUGUUCGAAGGGCUUUGAAGAACUCUACUGUUGUUGCUGGUGGUGGUGCCAUUGAUAUGGAGAUAAGUCGAUACUUGAGGCAACAUGCACGCACGAUAGCUGGGAAGUCUCAACUUUUUAUUAACUCUUAUGCAAAAGCUCUUGAGGUCAUCCCACGUCAACUCUGUGAUAAUGCUGGGUUUGAUGCAACUGAUGUGCUGAACAAAUUAAGACAAAAACAUGCACUUCCAUCUGGUGAAGGUGGACUUUUUGGAGUGGAUAUUAACACGGGUGGCAUUGCUGAUUCAUUUGCUAACUUUGUCUGGGAGCCAGCAGUAGUAAAGAUCAAUGCUAUCAAUGCUGCUACCGAGGCAGCUUGCCUUGUCUUAAGUGUUGAUGAGACAGUAAAAAACCCCAAGUCAGAGAGCGCUCAGGGAGAAGCUGCUGCAAGUGCCAUGGGUGGUAGAGGGCGAGGUGGAGCUUUCCGUGGUCGUGGACGAGGAAUGCGAAGGCGUUGAGGGCUAGAUUUCAUGUUGGAAGCAUGAUUCAGUUGGCAACUACAAAUGUCAGGGGUUGGAUCUUUAUGAUCCCUUUUUGACUUACAAUUCUGGUGUGGUUCAAGUUGUAUUUAGAUUUGAAUUCAUUCCAACUGGUGAAGCCAGCCUGUAUUAACUUUGGAACCCCAGUAACUCACUUUUGGACAAUCCAAAGCUUCACACUUUUGUUUGGGAUGUGGGCCGAGGGCCAUUUUAGGUCGGUGAACGCUUACAUGUUAGUAGGAGAAUGUUUGUUUUCUCGUUGAUUUUAUUGUGGGGAGAGGAGAAUAUGAGAAGCGUGAUUUCCAUUUUGCUGUUGCAAUAUGGAAUUAUAUUAUUUUGGUCAUAGCAAUUUUAAUGCAAAACUAAUGGAAAAUGUUGAGUUGGAGUUUGGUGAC
Vitis riparia (riverbank grape) is the source of this 2290-nucleotide messenger RNA. Its product is annotated as T-complex protein 1 subunit eta. The transcript is spliced from 14 exons. The record is from RefSeq and is a predicted model, not a curated record. Gene Ontology annotation, biological process: protein folding. Gene Ontology annotation, molecular function: ATP hydrolysis activity; ATP-dependent protein folding chaperone; ATP binding. Gene Ontology annotation, cellular component: chaperonin-containing T-complex. The coding region runs from base 186 to 1874 and encodes 562 amino acids. NCBI's taxonomy places the organism in Eukaryota, Viridiplantae, Streptophyta, Magnoliopsida, Vitales, Vitaceae.